Molecule: messenger RNA, 1575 nt
Organism: Lolium rigidum
Lineage: Eukaryota; Viridiplantae; Streptophyta; Magnoliopsida; Poales; Poaceae
Product: ABSCISIC ACID-INSENSITIVE 5-like protein 2
Exons: 3
Coding region: 308-1312 (334 amino acids)
Biological process (GO): positive regulation of DNA-templated transcription
Cellular component (GO): nucleus
Molecular function (GO): DNA-binding transcription factor activity
Source: RefSeq, a predicted model, not a curated record
CGUCACCGCCGUCGCCCCAAUCCCGCGCCCAAACCCCUCCGCCUCUCACGCGGGCCGCCGCCAUCGCCGUUCCCGUUCUUCCUCAUCCCGGCAUCGUGUCCCUGCUGUCCCCGCCCCGUCCUCAAUCCUUCGCCAUUUGGGGUUUUGAGGUAUGGGCUUGUAUCCAUCCAUUGAUUAGUUAAGCCCCGCUGAGCUCCACAAUUCCUUGUUCCGCCGGUGCACACCCGGCGCACCAUCUAGAUCCGCCCCUGGAAUCCAAAGGUUUCGGCUUGGCAGAAAUCGAGCACAAAUAGGCCUUUGCCUGCUCAUGGGGAGUCGGAAACUGCCAUCGCGGUCCGGGCGCGGCGGCGGCGGUGCUGGCGCCGGCGCCGGCGCCUCGCAGCGCGGGGAGGUGCAGAACCUGGCGAGGCAAGGGUCUCUGUAUAGCCUCACCCUCGAUGAGGUGCAGAACCAUUUGGGGGAACCCUUGCAGAGUAUGAACCUCGAUGAGCUGCUUAGGAGUGUCUUUCCUGAUGACAUGGAGCCUGACGGCGCAACUACCAGCCAGUAUGAGCCGAGUUCAAGCCUCUUGCGCCAGGGUAGCAUCACGAUGCCAAACGGGCUCAGCAAGAAGACAGUGGAUGAGGUGUGGCGGGGCAUCCAGGAUGAACCCAAAAGGAGUGUCCCGGAGGGUGGUCGGCGCAAGCGGGAGAGGCAGCCGACACUUGGGGAGAUGACACUUGAGGAUUUCUUGGUCAAAGCAGGGGUCUUCACUGAAGGUUGUCUCAAGAACUCGAACGAUGUUGGCAAUGUGGGUCUGGUGGGGACAGGUGCCACAGCAGCUGGAGCCACCGGUUUGACAUCCGGGGCACAGUGGUUAGAUCGAUAUCAGCAGCAGCUUGCAGCAGCCGAGACUCAUCAGCAUGUGCAGCAAAUUGUGCCUGGUGCUUAUAUGCCCAUGCAGUUAGUCCCCCAGCCACUGAAUGUUGUUGGGCCUGGUGCUAUUCCGGAGUCUGCUUACUCUGAUGGAUCACCAAUGGUCAGUCCAAUUUCUGAUUCCCAGACACCUGGGAGAAAGCGUGGUGUACCAGGAGAUGGCCCAAAUAAGUUUGUGGAGAGAAGGCAGAAGAGGAUGAUCAAGAAUAGGGAGUCGGCUGCCCGUUCAAGGGCUAGGAAGCAGGCCUACACUAAUGAACUCGAAAACAAGGUAUCCCGUUUAGAAGAGGAGAAUGAGAGGCUAAAGAGGCAAAAGGCGUUGAACAUGAUGCUUUGCGCUGUGCCUCUGCCGGAACCCAAGUAUCAACUCAGGAGAACGACCUCAGCGGCUUUCUGAAUCGGCCCGCAUUAGUUUAUUUUGUAGGUGUCUCGUGUAAGUUUUGCCUCUUCAUUCAGGAGCAGGAGCAUUAGCUAGCUUGGGAGUUCUUAUUUUCUUCUGUAUCCCUGCUCUGUGAUUUGUGCCGUGUAGGAUCCUAGCAUGUGUUUGUGUUAGCACCUAGCACUUUUAUCUAUUUGCUGAGGCCCUGCCACUAGUCUAGUAUGUAAGUCUGCCGGACAGAUUCAAGUUCCCGGAGCUAUCUAUACAUGGUGACUUGUCUU